Molecule: messenger RNA, 2105 nt
Organism: Doryrhamphus excisus (bluestripe pipefish)
Lineage: Eukaryota; Metazoa; Chordata; Actinopteri; Syngnathiformes; Syngnathidae
Biological process (GO): positive regulation of cell population proliferation; positive regulation of MAPK cascade
Cellular component (GO): cytoplasm
Molecular function (GO): cytokine activity; growth factor activity
Source: RefSeq, a predicted model, not a curated record
UUAAAAAGUAAGAAUGUCCAUUUUUUUGUGUGUCAGACAAGUGGGGAGGGGGGGGGGUCAAGGGUGGGUGUGUGUGUGCGUGUGUGUUGUUGGGGGCUGGGCGUAGAGCGUGAAUGGCGACGGUGGCUGAUGACUCAGGUGAUGUGUCAUAGUCUAACGCUAUAAAGGGGAACUUUCACAUGUGUCCACAAACACACACAUACUGUACACACAGUUACACACACACACACACACCCACUGGACCACACGUUGGAGCUGGACGCCUUUGUUUACCACAAGAUGAGACUGACCUGUGACUCCGCCUCUCGUCUUCUGCCCCUGCUGCUAUUGGUGGAGCUGCUGCGACCUUCCUGGUGCCGCCCCGCCCACAACGUCGCCUUGUGCAACGUGCUCCGUUCCGCCGUUCCUCGUGUGGACCUGCUGCUCAAGUCCUCUGGUCACCUCCACGACCUGGUGAGCCUGGUGACCUCUUCAUGGCCGCCUUGGCGCGUGUCCGUCGGAGACACAUCACAGCUCAUCCUUUGUCGUCUCCGUCUGUCUCGCUCUCAGCAGCCCGGCGAUGCUCUUCUGGUGGACUUGCUGGAGGACACACUUGAAGGUCUUCCCGUCAUUCACAGCACCGCCGCUCACCUGCACUCGCUGAGGGUCAACGAGUCUCUCUCCCAGCUCUACGUGCACACGCAGACCUUCAGAGUGCACGUGGACUGGUUGAAAGCGGUGAAGGAAAACUUCAGUUUGCCCGCCGAGGCUGCAGAGGGCGUCGGCGCGCAUCUGCUGCAGCUGUCCAACCUCAUCAGGAUGUCUCUGCACCGGGUGAACGAGCCCGUCCCUCAGCCACCGCGUCCCUCGUCGCUCCCUGUCAUCUCCACAACGUUUGAGGCGCUCCGGUACUCGGUGGAGAUGUCUCAGCGCUUGAAGGUCUUCUGUAACUGGAGCAAACGAGUCGUCCACCACGUCCAGAGAGCAUCCCGCUGCCCUCGAAGAUGAGCUGGGCGACAGAUCCAGCCCGGGACGGAAGCUUCUCCCUGGAAAACCACUGCUUCCAUGUUGGACCUCAAGUGUCCUUUUCUUUUUGGACACAGCUGGCUUAGCCAUAGUUCAUUUCAGCACGCAUGCGCCGUCUUCUUCAGCCUUACACUUUAGUAUUCGUCACUUCACACUCAAUGUCAACAUGUCCGAGCCAAGAAAGUGUACUUGAACUCACCACGCGCGAGGCAGCAGGUGACGCGAAUCACAGGAAACGAGGGCUGUGUUCCACAAUUCCACUCGAGUAAGUAGUCUGCGUGCAAUGGUAUUUUGUUCCCGUGGGCGCCAAAUUGGCCUAAAUUGAUUAUUUUCGUUCUGUACCGAGUUCUUUUUAAUCGUCAAUUGGCACUGCUCAAGUUAGUCCUUCCUCUUUCGCUGCGAAGCCAAGAUUGCGACCAUUUGGUGAGCAAUCAGUGCCACAUCCGGGUACUUGUGGCGCUACUAAUGGGAAAUCUGGUUCCUUUUGAGUCACCCACCGAUUCAAAUUGGUUAAUUAUUUUGGUUCAGUACCGAGUUCUUUUUAAUCGUGAAUUGGCACCGCGCAAGUUAGUCCUUCCUGUUUCCCUGCGAAGCCAAGAUGGCGACCAUUUGGUUAGCAAUCAGUGCCACACCUGGGUACUGGUGGCGCUACUAAUGGGAAUUCCGGUUCCUUUUGAGUUACAGAGAAGUUCCAACCCUUCCUCGACUUGUCCCUCAUUGGGAAUCCCGAGUUUUGAACGAAUCGUUAAUGACUUACACAUCUCUAGGUGGCGCACUACGCACUCAUUAAAAGUGGAAGUGCUCGAUUUGGAACACAAUACUGGAAAAUGAGAGGAACCUCCUGGUUUUACACUGUAGUCCGUCAUCCGGGACAACAAACAGAAUGUAUGUUUUAUUAAGAAACGUGUGUUACAUUUGCAUACAGUAGCCAUGUCAAGUUGUUUACAUUGACGGUGCCUGGAACAAUUCUAAUAUUUUUAUACUGAUGGUUAUUUAUGAUGGCGCCGAGAUGCAGGCAUCUCACGUCUGAUAUUUAAUAAUUUUAUACUAUGUAUUAUUUAUGCUUUUCCAUCAAUUUAUUAAUAAACUUGUAAGAUGUU